GCCUUUCCAAGCGUUUCAGUUUUUAGCCUCCACAGAACUAGUGAGGAACACUGUUUCUCUCAACAUCAACUACACAUACACUCUCCCUACCUUCCGUCUCUGGUCUGAAUUGUUAUCUGGUUCGCUGAAAGCCCUAAUUCUACGCUCAUAAUUCCAGGUCUAACUCACUCCAAAAGAUAGUUCAGAGGAGGAGUUGAAGGGAAGUAGUGCUUAAAGCCUUUAUAAGGAGCACAUUACUCCUAUCCCAAACCGAUGUAGAAUUUCCCUCACGCCCAGGACUAUACUGGAACGUGACACAUUUACGGGAGAUCCAACAUCGGUGGGAGGCUCUGAUACCAUAUUAAAUUUAUAUCAGGUCUAACUCACCCAAAAGUUAGCUCAAGGAAGAAGUGCCUAAGGCUUUUAUAAAGGGUGCAUUACCUUAUCCCAAACUGAUGUGGGAUUCAUUUACAUGGAGUAACUGAUUAGCCAAUGCUUAAUGGUGGAAUCGUUGACAUUUAGGAAUGAGUUCUGAGAGUGUAAAGGAGGACUGCUUUGCAUGGGCAGCUAGAGAUCCAUCUGGAGUUUUAUCACCAUACAAGUUCAAGCGCAGGACUACUGGGGAAGAUGAUGUUUCCCUAAAAAUCACACAUUGUGGAAUCUGCUAUGCUGAUGUUAUUUGGACUAGGAAUAAACUUGGGGAUUCAAAGUAUCCCUUGGUGCCAGGACAUGAGAUUGUUGGAAUGGUACAAGAGGCUGGACCUAAUGUUAGCCGCUUCAAGCCUGGUGACCGAGUUGGAGUAGGCACUUAUGUCAACUCAUGCAAAGAAUGCGAGUAUUGUAAUGAUAGGGAAGAAGUUCAUUGUGAAAAAGGGUCAGUUUUUACUUUUAAUGCCAUUGAUCUUGACGGUACAAUCACAAAAGGAGGAUAUUCUAGCUACAUUGUUGUCCAUGAAAGGUACUGCUUUAUGAUACCAGAUGACUAUCCAUUGGCCUUAGCAGCACCCCUGCUAUGUGCUGGAAUUACUGUUUACAAUCCCAUGAUGCGACAUGGGAUGAACCAACCUGGUAAAUCUCUAGGAGUGAUUGGGCUAGGUGGUCUUGGUCACAUGGCAGUGAAGUUUGGGAAGGCUUUUGGACUGAAAGUAACAGUUUUUAGCACAAGCAUUUCUAAGAAAGAGGAAGCCUUGGGUGUGCUUGGUGCAGACAAUUUUGUUGUCUCAUCUGACCAAGAACAGAUGAAGGCACUCUCUAAAUCACUGGACUUUAUAGUUGACACAGCUUCUGGUGAUCAUCCAUUUGACCCAUACAUGUCACUUUUGAAGACUGCUGGGGUUCUUGUUCUUGUGGGGUUCCCAAGUGAAGUCAAAUUCAGUCCAGCAUCUCUCAUUCUGGGUAUGAGAACCGUGUCUGGUAGCAUAACGGGUGGUACAAAAGUGACACAAGAAAUGCUGGACUUUUGUGCUGCUAAAAAAAUUUAUCCCGAGAUAGAAUUAAUCCCUAUUGAUUAUGCAAAUGAAGCUCUUGAAAGGGUAGUAAAGAGAGAUGUGAAGUACCGGUUUGUGAUAGAUAUAGAGAACUCCUUGAAGUGAAGAUAGAGAUGAAGGCUUAUGAUAUAAAUCUGGCAGGUAUGGGAAGUCUCUUUAUGGAAGCAAAAGGAAAUAUCUCUGCUCAAAUAAUUAAGUAAAAGGUGGUUGAUUACUAAAGGCAAUUAACCUUUGCUAGUAGCGUGUCUGGAGGGAAAUUGGUUAAUGUAAGGUCAUGGUGAUCAAGUGUUGGGCAUCAAAUAUUCAAAUAAGUACUUUCUAAAUUAUUUGCCAAUGGGAUGAUGAAAUCAAACGAAAUCGGCAAAGCUGAGAUGGCUCUGUCUGUUUGUCCGGGUGGUGACAUGUAUUCAUGCAUGCUUGCAUUCUGGUAUUUUUUUUUUUUUUUUUAAUAUUAUUCUGUUGUUGGGGUACUAGAAAUUAGGUGGGAUGACAAAUUCCGCUAUAAUAUAUGGUAAUUUGUCCAA
Molecule: messenger RNA, 1990 nt
Organism: Manihot esculenta (cassava)
Lineage: Eukaryota; Viridiplantae; Streptophyta; Magnoliopsida; Malpighiales; Euphorbiaceae
Product: probable cinnamyl alcohol dehydrogenase 1
Exons: 7
Coding region: 504-1571 (355 amino acids)
Molecular function (GO): zinc ion binding; oxidoreductase activity, acting on the CH-OH group of donors, NAD or NADP as acceptor
Source: RefSeq, a predicted model, not a curated record